This is a messenger RNA of Rhodotorula toruloides NP11, 1344 nucleotides long. RefSeq names its product alpha tubulin. The record is from RefSeq and is a predicted model, not a curated record. NCBI's taxonomy places the organism in Eukaryota, Fungi, Basidiomycota, Microbotryomycetes, Sporidiobolales, Sporidiobolaceae. Gene Ontology annotation, molecular function: structural constituent of cytoskeleton; GTP binding. Gene Ontology annotation, biological process: nuclear division; mitotic cell cycle; microtubule cytoskeleton organization. Gene Ontology annotation, cellular component: cytoplasm; nucleus; microtubule. The coding region runs from base 1 to 1344 and encodes 447 amino acids. The transcript has 5 exons.
AUGCGUGAGAUCAUCUCCAUCUCCGUCGGACAGGCCGGUGUCCAGAUUGGCAACGCCUGCUGGGAGCUCUACUGCCUCGAGCACGGCCUCGGACCUGACGGCCGCAUCAUCAACGAGGACCCGGACAAGCAGAACUCGAACGGCGGGUUCUCGACCUUCUUCUCCGAGACGGGCUCGGGCAAAUACGUCCCCCGCUCGAUCUACGUCGACCUCGAGCCGAGCGUCGUCGACGAGGUCCGCACGGGCGACUACCGCCAGCUCUUCCACCCCGAGACGCUCAUCACCGGCAAGGAGGACGCUGCGAACAACUACGCCCGCGGACACUACACUGUCGGCAAGGAGUUGAUUGACACGACCUGCGACCGCAUCCGCAAGCUCGCCGACAACUGCGACGGCCUCCAGGGCUUCUUCGUCUUCCACUCGUUCGGCGGUGGCACGGGCUCCGGCUUCGGCGCUCUCCUCCUCGAGAAGCUCUCGGGCGACUACGGCAAGAAGUCGAAGCUCGAGUUCUCGGUCUACCCCGCCCCCUCGCUCUCGUCGUCGGUCGUCGAGCCCUACAACUCGAUCCUCACGACCCACACCACCCUCGAGCACGUCGACUGCUCGUUCAUGGUUGACAACGAGGCGAUCUACGACAUCUGCCGCAAGAACCUCGGCAUCCAGUCGCCGGGCUUCAAGAACCUCAACAGGAUCAUCGCCCAGGUCGUCUCGUCGAUCACUGCCUCGCUCCGCUUCGACGGCUCGCUCAACGUUGACCUGAACGAGUUUCAGACCAACUUGGUUCCCUUCCCGAGGAUUCACUUCCCUCUUGCGACCUACGCGCCGAUCAUCUCGGCGUCGAAGGCUUCGCAUGAGGCGAACUCGGUCUCGGAGCUGACGCACUCGUGCUUCGAGCCGAACAACCAGAUGGUCAAGUGCGACCCGCGCCAGGGCAAGUACAUGGCGUGCGCGCUCCUCUACCGCGGCGACGUCGUCCCCAAGGACGUCAACUCGGCUGUGGCCGCCAUCAAGACCAAGCGCACGAUCCAGUUCGUCGACUGGUGCCCGACCGGCUUCAAGCUCGGCAUCUGCAACGAGCCGCCCGCGAACGUCCCCGGCGGCGACCUCGCCAAGGUCUCGCGCUCGCUCUGCAUGCUCUCCAACACGACCGCCAUCGCCACCGCCUGGUCCCGCCUCGACCGCAAGUUCGACCUCCUCUACUCGAAGCGCGCCUUUGUCCACUGGUUCGUCGGCGAGGGCAUGGAGGAGGGCGAGUUCUCCGAGGCGCGCGAGGACCUCGCCGCACUCGAGAAGGACUACGAGGAGGUAGCGGCUGAGGGCGAGCCCGAGGGCGAGGAGUACUAA